AUGUGGGAGCCUCACAAGGCACGCCAGCGAAGAGACUCGCCCGCAAAGGCAUCACAACCACAACAGCAAAAUAACACUGUUUCGACUUCGAACACGGACACAACAAUGACGUCUGAAAAGGCGACAUCAAUUCAAUCACCAUUAUCGCCACCAGGUUCACCACCUUCUUCAUCUUUAAACUCGCAAUUUCAACCCCAAUCAAUCGACGUCCUUACCUCUCAACUUGGUAGUUCAUCACUCAGCCAAUACCACCGCGAAUCUUCACUUUCAACAACACGCCUACCAGAAUCCGCUCUCUCGCCUAUUUCAUUACCUGACGACGAUUGCGUCAAUGUUUCUUCGAUACUCACCCACCACAAUUCGAGGUCGAUGGAAAUUGAUGCCGACAAUCACAGCAAUAUGCCGACUUCACAAAAUGCGUCCACUUCAGAGAAACAAACAAUCUCCACGGACUCCAUGAGCAUGCCUUUCGCUUCCUUUGAGCCCAUUGCCGUCGACCCCACCGCGCUCGCCGAAGCUCCAGGAACUAUCACAAGGUCUAUGUAUAGACCCAACGCCUUUGGCGGGUUCGAAGUGGACGAGGGAUACUGCGAAGAUGAAGAUGACUUCUCUUGGCUUCCAUCAGCUGGGUCAUUAAGGGCGGCCAGCACGCCAGACGGUAUCAAGAAGCGUUAUGAUCUCGGAUACAGGAGAUCGGUUGAUGCCGCUAGCCGCUGUCGCAACACCAUCCACAGUGUACCACGGAUGCGACGACGUGAUAAGAAGAGGAGCAAACACUCUCAAUCGGGCGCAAGCUCUAUACGAGGUCGAUCCGAUUCUCAAGCAUCAUCAGUGAUUAUUUCGGCACAAUAG
Messenger RNA from Fusarium coffeatum, 852 nucleotides. RefSeq lists its product as uncharacterized. The transcript has a single exon. Lineage: Eukaryota; Fungi; Ascomycota; Sordariomycetes; Hypocreales; Nectriaceae. The record is from RefSeq and is a predicted model, not a curated record. The coding region runs from base 1 to 852 and encodes 283 amino acids.